Molecule: messenger RNA, 1333 nt
Organism: Halichondria panicea
Lineage: Eukaryota; Metazoa; Porifera; Demospongiae; Suberitida; Halichondriidae
Product: cholesterol 24-hydroxylase-like
Exons: 11
Coding region: 181-1176 (331 amino acids)
Biological process (GO): cholesterol catabolic process
Molecular function (GO): iron ion binding; heme binding; cholesterol 24-hydroxylase activity
Source: RefSeq, a predicted model, not a curated record
AUUUAUGGGCAACGGGUUAGUCACCAUACGUGACUAUGAUACUUGGAAACCAAGACGAAAGAUCUACGAUCAGCCGUUCAAUAAGAGCUACCUGAAGAGCUUCUCCCUUCUUUCAAUGAGUGCACUGACAAAUUGUUGGAGGCCAUACGACCUCUGGCUGAUGGGAAAACAACAGUUCCCAUGAAACAACACUUGGCAGAAGUCACACUGAAUGUCAUUAGUAAGGUGGCUUUUGGAUCGGAUUUCUCUGGAAAAUGGGAUGAUGCAACUCUCGGCCUGAAAUGGGUCAAAGGAAAUGGGAAACUAACUUUUCUUGUUAGUCAUGCAUUUAAAGGUCUGCAAAAGAGCUUUGCUGGUGGCUUUGCCUAUGCGUAUCUUCAUCCGUUUGAAGUGAGAGGCUACAAGGAGACUAUUAGAGCUCUGAGGAAUGUUGGACGAGACUGCAUCAUGAAGAGAAUUAGAGCAGUGGAAGCUGGAGAGCAGAUCCCCAGAGACAUACUAUCCUCAAUCCUGCAAGUCGCCUCUACCAAGGAGUCUGUGGACAUUGAAGAUUUGGUGGACGAUUUCGUCACCUUCUAUGUGGCAGGACAAGAGACCUCUGGUACUUUGCUAUCGUUUGCCACUGCUCUGAUUCAUCAACAUCCUGAUGUUUUGUGUCGACUCCAAGCUGAAGUAGAGGAGGUCCUUGAAGGACGAACUGAAGUGACUAACGAAGAUCUGGAGAAGCUACAAUAUACUGAGCAGGUUCUGUUAGAGGUUCUGCGGCUGUACCCUCCUGCUUUCGGGGUAACCAAAGAAGCCAUGGAGGGUGGUAUUCAGCUCGGGGAGUACUUCAUCCCGGGAGGAACAUCGUUAUUUCUGCAAAUAUCAAUGAUGUCCAGGCUACCCCAGUACUUUGACGAUCCUGAUAGUUUUAAUCCCGCCAGAUUCAACCCAGAGAACAAACAACCCAGUUCGUUUGUCUACUUUCCGUUCAGUCUCGGCCAUCGCUCUUGUAUUGGGAAACAAUUUGCUCUGAUGGAGACUAAGCUGAUCCUGGCCAGAUUGGUGCAGACCUUCCGCUUUACUCUUCCUCCGGACUACAAGCUGGUCGCUGUGCAGAGAACAACACUGCAACCUAAAGAUGAUGUACCUUGCACUGUCACUCCCACAAUCCCACUUGGAUUUAAUAAAUAAAGAUGGAAACGAUAAUUAUUUAUAGCUGCUUGCAACAUUAUUUUUACAAACCCUUUGUAUAUAUCCUAGUCAGAUUCAUAUAUAUAUGGCUCGUGUCGUUUAUAAUUGUGUUUUUCAUAAAUUACUUGCACAGUUCACAUGAUUACUGUACGAACAA